This is a messenger RNA of Brienomyrus brachyistius, 3510 nucleotides long. RefSeq names its product dnaJ homolog subfamily B member 1-like. The record is from RefSeq and is a predicted model, not a curated record. Bases 606 to 1616 code for a protein of 336 amino acids. The transcript has 4 exons. Lineage: Eukaryota; Metazoa; Chordata; Actinopteri; Osteoglossiformes; Mormyridae. Gene Ontology annotation, cellular component: cytosol. Gene Ontology annotation, molecular function: transcription corepressor activity; Hsp70 protein binding.
CUUAUUUCAGCCCCUGAAGUGCUUGCAUGGCUGGGAUCGCUGGGAUUUUUGAAAUUAUGAAAAACAGCCAGCCUGCACCCCCCAUGUCUGAUAGGAAGAGAGCCCCCUUCUGGGCCAUGGGGACAUGAGCAGGAGGCGAACAGUCAACAAGCAGCAGUAUUUCAAAACAGGCAUUUCAGAAUAAUGGUGUUAAUGCUGCAUGAGCAAACCUUAUUCUGCUACACAUUCUCCAUGCAGUGUCCACGUGUGACCUAGUGCACCGAACUACGUCCACAUAUUGCUGGGCGUGCAGAAGGCGGAAUGAGGGCGAGACCUGUGACGACACCAAGCGAGAGCCGGCACGCGGAAGUUCCGUCAGGAGUGUCGCGUGUCUAGCGGCGCGUUCUGGAAGUUUCUCCACGAUUCGCGAGCAGCCUGAGCGUUUCUGCUGUGCAAAGGAGUCGGCGACUCGCUUGGAAAUGAUCAAAACGGCCGUUUUGUGAAUGGAGGUCAGCCGAUGAAAGAACGGCGAGGGGCGGACGAGUGGAAUGAAGCGACGUGACCGGGCUUGGUCGGGAUUAACGUGUCUUUUAAAAAGUUAAUAUCGCCGUUAAAUAUCGGUCGCCAUGGGUAAAGAUUAUUACCGACUGCUGGGCGUGCAGAAGGACGCCUCGGACGACGAAAUCAAAAAGGCAUAUCGCAGGCAAGCCUUGCGGUACCACCCGGACAAGAACAAGUCACCCGGAGCCGAGGAGAAAUUUAAAGAGAUUGCAGAAGCUUAUGAUGUCCUGAGCGACAAGAAGAAGCGGGACCUUUACGACUUACACGGGGAGGAAGGUUUAAAGGGAUCUCCUAGGGGUGGCGAUUCAGGUGCUUCUGAUUUCGCUUACACGUUCCACGGUGACCCGCAUGCCAUGUUUGCCGAGUUCUUCGGAGGACGUAACCCCUUCGACCACUUUUUUGGGAAAAGCGGGAUGGAUGGGGAUAUGGACAUCAAUGACCCUUUUGCUGGAUUUGGCAUGGGCAGCAUGCCUGGCUUCCAGCAGGCCUUCAGGGUGCGGCCAGGGGGCGCCCCCGUGACCCGAAAGAAAAAGGACGCCCCUCUGGUGCACAACUUGCAGGUGAGCCUGGAGGAGGUGUUCUCCGGGUGCACCAAGAAGAUGAAGAUCUCCCACCGGCGGCUGAACGCCGACGGCCGGACGACACGCCGCGAGGACAAGAUCCUGACCGUGGAGAUCCACCGGGGAUGGAAGGAGGGGACCAGGAUCACCUUCCCCCGGGAAGGUGACGAGACAACCUCCAACAUCCCCGCCGACGUGGUGUUUGUGGUCAAGGACAAGCCACACCCCGUUUUCUGCAGGGAGGGCUCUGACAUCAUCUACCUCAUGAGGAUCCCCCUGAGAGAUGCACUCUGCGGCUGUACUGUCACGGUCCCCACACUGGAUGGGCGGACUAUCACCAUGACGAUCCGGGAUGUGGUCAAGCCUGGGACAAAGAAGCGCAUCGCUGGAGAGGGCCUGCCUCUGUCCAAGUGCCCCGAGAAGAGGGGUGACCUGGUGCUCCAGUUCGAGGUGGCGUUCCCCGAACGGCUGAGCCAAGGGACCCGUGAUACUCUCAGCCAGGUGCUCCCGCCCUGAGUCCCUGCACAGAUGGACGCAGCCUGGUGGCACGACCCCACCACCCACGCUUCUCACUGGGGCUCACUUUGCCAUAUUCUCAAGCACGUCUUCCUGGAACUACAGACUACAGAAAAUAUUUUAAUUCACUUAUUUGUUUAACAAAGCUCACUGAUUAAUACAGAACAUAUUUUUUAUCACCUUAAUCUGUUGUUACCUCUAUCAGAGCAUUAAAAGCAGAAGAGUGGCCUGAUUGGCAGGACACGCUAGCAUAUGCUAACCCGCUUAGCAUGUUUGUCGUCUUAUGUUUGGCAGAUAUUCGAAAGAACAGAAUCAUAAAGGAGCUUUUUAGCUUAGAAGAAGGUGAAUGAGGGGAAAUCGUUGGAUCAAUAUUGUGUGUGAUGUACAUGUUAUAAUACGGCUCGUCAGAAGUCCGUCCUGUCAUGAUAAUGUUUUUGACUGACUGCAGAUGAGUGCAGUUCCACUGGGAGGUGCUGUUACCUGGUGUGGUUCAGCAUUUCAUGAGCUUGUUUCAUGAAUAUGUGCGUGAUGUAUGCAUGAGUCACAGUGAAAAAACUAGAUGUUCCUAAAGAGCAGAGUUUUCUUCACACAUGGAUAACUUUGCUCCCCUUUGUUAUGAACCGGGUUGGUUUUCCCUCACUGAGUUAAUUUUCUUCUCUUCUUUCGUUGUCAUGUGACACCAGAAAAGUCCCAAAUUCUGUGGACUCUGACUACGUCUAAGUUCUUAAUUCAACAGAACUUCGGUACUUCAUUGUGAUUUCCCAAAUUUGGCCGACGCCUCUAGGUACUCAAAUUUCUACUUCCCUAAAAAGAAAAACCUUCUGCGGAUGCAGGAUUGUGCAUCAUGGAUUGUGGAGCAUUUUAAGUUUUGGUUUCCCUCUUUCAUUAAUGCUAAAGUUCCAAACAGUCCCAGGCAUGAGGCCUGAUUGAUGCGAUUAGAAGUAAAUAAUACACUAUAUCUUAUUUAUGAUGUGCCAUUCUGCAAAACCCCAGAAGUGAAAUUAAGUCCUUAGUAGGCAUUACAUUACAGAAAUAACUGCAUUUGUAUAUAUUAUUUGGGGGGAGGGCACAUAUAAUUAUGAUGUUGAAAUUGGUGCAAAAUCCUUUCAAUUGAGUCCAAGCCUGUUGUUGUGAUUCAUUGUUGCGUUUACUGAAUGCUCCGGUAACAUUAAACCAGUCCUGGUCCGGGCUGGGUGUGUCUGUUGUAUUGUUAAACACCUCACUGGUUGGCAGUGCCAGUCAUAGAGGUCAUUCGGGUGUCUUGGAUUCUGUUCUACCUCAGAUAUCUCUGAAUUGCUUAAUUGAUGGUGUUAUACGGACCGGAAGUCAUUUCAGUUGCCGUUUCAGGUGAGGGUCAGUUGGUAAAUGUGUUUAAUUAUGAAUUUACUUAUGCAUAUUUAUUAGCAAAUAUAAAAAUGUCAGUCAGAGAAUGAGUGUUCAAUGUUAGAGAAUGUAUGCUUUGUAUCUAAAACCCAUAUAAUUUUCUUUUUCUCAGACUUUUAGACAGUAAUGGAGAUCGUCAGUGUUGGAUGUGAGGGCAGUGUAACUCAGCUCUGAAACUUCUACCGACACCUGCCUCAUUUUUAAUGAUUUUUGCCUGAUUCUGCUUUGGUCAUUUAAAGCUGAUCACGCAAUACCUGGGUGUGAAGCUACUUAGUGCAAGCUGUGUGGUUCGAAGUCGAACACUAAUCAUUACAGAUCUCAGCUAUCUGAUGCAAUGAAAAUGCUUCCCAACAGCCAUCUUGGGUAGAUUGAUGCAUCAACUACUUAUUUCAUUUUAAAUGCCUUGGACCAGAGAUUAUGCAAAUUUGUUAACUGUGGUCCUCUAGACUCUGGAACUAAUGUAUAUUCCUUGUGUGCAUAUUUAAAUACAACAAUAAAUACUUUUCAAAAA